CGCCAUCUAGACUAUCACCACGUCACUUUCGAGGACGAAAUAAUGUGCAACAUGGAUUGAUAUUGUCAAUAAGCAUGUGUGUCCUAUUGACAGUCACUGCGCAGACUGGAUAGGCAAAUAUGACAGCAAUGGUCCUAUAAGAUGUCGCCAACAUAACCGCUGUCAGUUCGAAGAUAUUAUUCAACGAAAUUAUCAAAGUGAACCAGUCAGCCAUUUUUGUUUGAUCAACCAAUUAUUUCUUGUUGAUCAUUUCUGAUAGCGACAUCUCAACUGUGAUCGUCUCAGCAAGUCACACAGUUGACCUGCAGGAUGAGUCCACCAAAUGGCAUCUACAUUAUCCAGGGGGAGAUCUCCCUGGUUGUCACGGCAAUGAGGAGGACAUCUCGAUGGGCAACACAUACACAUCAUCAGGAUGAAGACAAUGAUCCUCUGUUUGGCAGCUUCUCACAGCUUAAGGAUGUUCUCAACAACAUUGCAGAUUUAGAUGAGCUUGAGCCCAAUGUUUUCCUGAGCCCAUUUCUUGAGGUUAUUCGAUCUGAGGAUACAACUGGGCCCAUUACAGGACUUGCUCUCACCUCCGUCAACAAAUUUCUCUCCUAUGGCUUGGUUGUUCCAACUCGAGAGUCUGCCUCAGCUGCCAUUGAGAAUAUAGCUGAUGCUGUUACCCAUGCCAGAUUUGUCGGCACCGACCCUUCAUCAGAUGAAGUUGUCCUCAUGAGGAUAUUAUAUGUGUUGAGGACUCUGCUGCUGUGUCCGGCUGGUGUCCUACUCACUAACGAGUCUGUGUGCGAGAUCAUGCAGUCUUGUUUCCGGAUCUGCUUCGAGAUGAGACUCAGUGAACUGUUACGGAAGUCAGCCGAGCACACCCUGAUGGAUAUGGUUCAACUCUUGUUUACAAGGCUGCCACAGUUCAAAGAAGAUCCUAAGUGGAGUGCAAACAUGAAGAAGUUGAAGAUGAGAGCUGGUGGGGUAGACCCAACACGCAUGUCGAAACGGAAACGGUCUCCAAAACCUCGGCCCAAACGAUCUCACACCAAUACACAGCAACCCACAGACAGCCCCCAGGGUCAUGCCUCUAUAGCAGAGGGGGUGGAGGAGCCCCUGGAACAGCCUGAGAUUAUGGACACCUCGUCCUUUGAACAUAUUACUUCAGACAGAAUCAUUGCCACAACACCUGUAGCACCCAAUGGAGACAGGGUCAUUGAUAUAACGAGGAGUUUUGAGGCUGCUUCAAAGGCUGAGGAGGCCCAGCUACAUGCUGCUGAGGGAUGCCAGGCAACAGUUGUAGAACCCACAGAACAACUCCCAGCAGACCAGUCUGCAGGGGAACCCCCGUCAGACGAGGCGCUGGAAGACAAGGCACCGGAGGACAAGGCAUACAGGGUCCCAGCAGUAACACUUACAUUGCCAGAAGAUAGUUACCAACUCAAGAAAUCAGCGAGUGACUCUGAGCUGAACUCUGAAGGCGGGGAUGACACUGAGUCUAUAAACUCCACAGCAGACUCUGUGGACACAUCCUCGGUCCAAGACAGUGAGUUCAUCAACCCUCGAGGCGUGCGCUUCACUCAGCAUCACUAUGUGAAGGAAGGUUCUGGCCCUCUCAUUCCCUAUGGUCUGCCCUGUGUGAGAGAACUGUUCCGCUUCCUGGUGUCUCUCACCAACCCCAUCGACCGCCACAACACUGACGUCAUGAUCCACAUGGGCCUCAGUCUGGCCACUGUAGCACUGGAGGCUGGUGCAGACCACAUCAGUUCAUUCAACUCUCUGUUGUAUCUCGUCAAGGAUGAGAUGUGCAGGAACCUCUUCAUGCUUCUACAGGCUGAGAGGCUGUCCCUGUUUGCUGCAUCUCUGCGAGUCUGUUUCCUGCUGUUUGAGUCCAUGCGCUCACACCUCAAGUUCCAGCUGGAGAUGUUCUUGACAAAACUCAGUGAAAUUAUAGUGUCCGAGUCCCCCAAAUUGUCCUACGAAGUUCGAGAGAUUGCCCUGGAGUCUGUGGUGCAGCUGUGGAGGAUCCCUGGCCUCGUCACAGAACUCUAUCUCAACUAUGACUGUGACCUGUACUGCUCCAACCUCUUUGAGGAACUCACAAAGCUUCUUUCAAAGAAUGCAUUUCCAGUGUCAGGGCUGUUCACCACACACCUUCUGUCCCUGGAUGCCCUGCUGACCGUGGUGGACAGCAUUGAGCAGCACUGUCACAGUCGCAUCCUCACCUCCACCAAGACAGCCAGCAGCAGCGUCGACACUGACCCCAGACAGCAAGACAUGGCAGCUAGCCAGGCAGAUGGCAGUGACCAGUCUUCUGGUUCAGUGGAGGCUGAUGUGGGCGGGGAGAGCAAGCUUGUUGGACCCCCCACAACGGGGUAUGGCAUGGCACAGCACAUCAUGAAGGGAAGUCUCGCAGGUGCUGAUGCCUCGAAGUCUUCAAAGACAAAGGAACCCAAGCGAGGACCACAUAUCAAACCUAACAGGAUGAAGAUAACAUCGAAAAUACCUUCACUUGAAGAACUGGCUGCUAUCAAGCACAAGAAAAAGUUGUACCAGACUGGGACUGAGCUGUUCAACAUGAAGCCAACCAAAGGCAUCACGUUCCUCCAGGAGCAAGGUCUUCUGGACUCCCCACUUGACACAGGACAGGUUGUCAUGCUGCUCAAGGAAAACCCAAAGAUGGACAAGAAGAUGAUUGGAGAAUAUGUCAGCAAUAAGAAAAAUAACAAAGUGCUUGAAGCAUUUGUCAAGUCCUUUAACUUUGAAGAUAUCAGAAUUGACGAGGCACUGAGGAUGUACCUAGAAGCAUUCCGUCUGCCUGGAGAAGCUCCAGUCAUCUCCUACUUGAUGGAGCACUUUGCAGACCACUGGCAUAAAACCAAUGGUGAGCCAUUUGUCAACAACGAUGCAGCCUUUACCCUGGCCUACGCUGUGAUAAUGCUGAAUGUGGACCAGCACAACCAUAAUGUCAAGAAGCAGAAUAUACCCAUGACAGUAGAUCAAUUUAAGAAGAAUGUGUCCAAAACAAAUGGGGGGCUUGAUUUUGAAUCUGACAUGCUGUGUGAAAUAUAUUCAGCCAUCAAGUCUGAUGAGAUUGUUAUGCCUGCAGAACACACUGGUCUAGUCAAGGAGAAUUACAUGUGGAAGGUUUUACUGCGCCGAGGCUCAACCAAAGAAGGAGUGUUCCGCCAUUCCCCGACUGGAGCUUUCGACCACGAGUUGUUUUCUCUCAUUUGGGGCCCCACUGUUGCUGCUCUGUCAUUUGUCUUUGAUAAGAGCACUGACGAGUCUAUCAUACAGAAAUCAAUAUCAGGUUUCAGGAAAUGUGCAAUGAUUUCAGCUCACUAUGGCAUGAGUGAUGUGUUUGACAACCUUGUGAUAUCCCUGUGCAAAUUCACUACACUACUCAGCUCAAUUGAGGCCCCGGAAAACAUUCCUGUUACAUUUGGUGUCAACUUCAAGGCCCAGCUGGCAGGCCGUACUGUGUUUGGGCUGGCACACAGACAUGGGGAUAUACUGAGGGAAGGCUGGAAGAACAUCCUGGACUGUAUGCUGCAACUGUUCAGAGCCAAACUUCUACCAAAAGCCAUGAUAGAGGUUGAAGACUUUGCAGAUUCAAGUGGAAAAAUUUCCAUUGUAAGAGAAGACAAUACAGCUAACCAAAGAUCCGAUUCCGGAGUGUUGAGCAGCUUCUACUCCUACUUCUCCCUGUCCGAGUCAUCCAAUCAAAAAGGACCAUCACUGGAAGACCAGGAGUCCAUCAAACAAGCUCAGAGCUGCAUCCGGGACUGUCAUCUUGACCAGCUUAUUAUAGACAGCAAGUUCCUCCGAGAAGACUCACUUCAAGAACUGGUCAAGGCGCUGAUCGUGGCGUGCCAAGGCUCCGAGGACGGGUCUACCAUGGGGCUCCAGUAUGAUGAAGAUGCAGCAGUCUUCUUCCUGGAGCUGCUCAUCAAGGUGGUGCUGCAGAACAGAGAUCGAGUGUCCCCCAUCUGGCAGGCUGUGAGGGACUUUCUCUACAAUGUGAUUGUCAAUGCUAAUGAGCACACAUUCUUAAACGAGCGUGCUGUAGUUGGACUGCUUCGAUUGGCUGUGAGAUUAUUACGUAGGGAGGAAAUUGCUUCUCAGGUGCUCACGUCGCUCAGGAUAUUAAUGAUGAUGAAACCCAAUGUGAUACACAGUAUAAGUCGCCAGGUGGCGUUCGGACUGCAUGAAUUGUUGAGGACUAACGCAGCAAAUAUUCACUCGAGCCAGGACUGGUAUACCCUGUUCAUGUCGUUGGAGAUAGUUGGGGCGGGAGCUAAUCCUCCGCCUGUCAUGCAAGUGUGUUCUGGUGUGGAUGUAGGGGAGGCCAUACAUGAUGCAGGUGCCCAGAGUGACAGUGAACUUGUCAGUGAAAACUGCAUGGCGGAACUGAGUGACAGGGGGUACACAUCUGACAGCGAGCUGUAUGAGAGUCAGAGUAAACACCAUCACCAUCAGCGGGGGCAGGCAGAACUACAGCUCAGACCAAUACCAGACAAUGGCAGCUGGCUGCUGGUGAACAAAGAGGAGACCAGCAACCCUCAGCCUCCACAACGCAAGAAGUCCAACCCCAUCAACCAGUUCAGCAUUGACUUGAAUGAAGAACUCCAUUACUGUGAUAGCAAAGCCCUUCUCAAGUCGUCGGAAACCCUCUCGUUCCUGGUUCGCGAUGCUGCUCAUGUCACUCCUCAUAACUUCGAAAGCUGUGUUCAUGCCAUCCGCACGUUUGUUGAAGCUAGUGUUAAUGGAGGCCAUCUUAAGUCAUUACCUCAAAACAAAGAAAGAAGAUCACAUAGGAUUCCCCGAUCAAAGAGAAACAGCAACAAGUCGAUGAAGAAGUCCCAGUCCUCUCCCAGUGAGUUAUCUCACAUGACCAAUUCAGGUGAUGAGGCUGAAGGCGAGGGAAUGACCGUUGGCCUGCACUCACUGUCAAUCCAGCUGCUGGACCUCAUGCACACGUUACACACACGGGCAGCGACCAUCUUCAGCUCCUGGGCGGAGGAGGAAGAGAAAGAGGAAGCAGCUGUGAAGAUUGAUGCAGGGACCAGCACACUAUGGGGCAAGUGCUGGUGUCCCCUCCUGCAAGGUAUAGCUCGCUUGUGUUGUGACGGCCGACGACAAGUGCGGAGCCAGGCACUGACAUACCUACAGAGGGCGCUGCUGGUACACGACCUGCAGACUCUUUCAGCCGUGGAGUGGGAGGCAUGCUUCAACAAGGUGCUGUUCCCGCUUCUGACGAAGCUGCUUGAGAACAUCAACCCACAGGACCCGGCCGGCAUGGAGGAAACACGCAUGAGAGCCUCAACUCUACUAUGCAAGGUGUUCCUGCAACAUCUGACUCCACUGCUGUCGCUGACAACAUUCACAGCUCUCUGGCUGACUAUUCUCGACUUCAUGGAGAAAUACAUGAAGGCUGAUCGCAGUGACUUGUUGUCGGAAGCUAUCCCCGAGUCCCUGAAGAACAUGUUGUUGGUGAUGGAUACAGCCGGAAUCUUCCAGACCGGAGACGGACGGGAGUCCCAGUUCUGGAAACUCACCUGGGACAAAAUAGACACCUUCUUACCUCAUCUCAAAGAAGAGCUCUUCAAGCCAUUUGAACCUGAACACAGGCGUAUAGGCCGUACUGGGACAAGUCCACCAGCAGCAUCUCAGGCUGAGUAUGUUGAGAGUCUGCCUACAUCACAAGCACCUGCUGCCCAGGCUGCCCCACAACCAGCAGAAGUUGACUGUCCCCCACUUCAGGGCAUCACUGUCAUCAGGGACACACGACCAGAAUACAGUGCGCCAUCUCCUCCACGUCCCAGCAGCCCACUGAUGUCGCAGCCGGACCCGUCUCCAGCCGGCACCUCCUACAUCCUCCAACCACCCUUGCCAACAGUUACCUCCCUUGCGUCCUCCCAACCUAGUCCUCCAGGUAGCUCGGCAGUCCCAUGUGGGGCCAGCGCCAGCCCCGCCCAUAUUCCUCUUCUGUUAAACCCAGACAUCAUGCAGAGCACUACUGUUCCUUAUAUAACUCCGCAAAUAGCGGAGAGUCCACGUCCCCUGGUCAGCGACAGCCAAUGAUGCUGGGGACCUCGUCCAGGCAGUCCCCUGUCAUCCAUACAAUAUAACCACACCUCAUUGUCCAGUACCACCACAAGAUUAACAUUACUGUCGCCAUACGAAAGACUUUAAGCCAACACCUGCUCCAGAUACAAGAAUCUGCCUUUUAGAAUGUUGCAUGUCAUACACAGACAAUAAUGCUUCUUCAAAUUAGUAGUCUUCUCUCUGAAGUGUCCAAGGGUUUUAUUUCAUGAUGUGGUGGGAAUUGUGUUGAGGUGAUGUUCAUGUGGACCUUGGAAAACGAGAAGGCACUCAUAUAAUCAGGAGCCAUUUGUGACAAAACAUUUUCAGCUGUACAAGACCACUGUGGACUGGAGACUUCGUCCUGUUGAACAAGGCUUCUAUUAUUCAUGUGAACAAUGUUUGACUUGUUGUUGGCCAGAUGGGCUAAUGUCAGCCAAUCGGAAAACUUUGUCCAUUCCUGACUAUUUGUUGUUCACAUGGAUUUCAGGAUAAGAUUAGCACAGGCAGUAUAAUUUAAUCAAAAGUUAAGCCCAAGUGAUCCUAUUCCAUGGCCAAAGAUAAGAUGACAAGAUUAAUUUGAAGACUUGUUAGAAAUCAGAGCUUUGUAUCCAUAACAAUAGUGAAAUUUUUCUAUUUUCGAGAAGGUUAAGGUGGUUUUAUGUAAGCCUUCCAGUCGAUCCCGAAAUAGAAAUGUGCAUAUUUGUUUUGUAUGAAAAUUAUUUUGGGGUCAUUGGGACAAACUGCAUUUACACCAUAUUAGCUGAAGUUAUUUGAACACACAACAUCGUGAUGAUGUUUUAUGUUUUUUUGUAAUUUCCAGUCUUGUUUGAUAUUAGAGUUGAGAAUUUGACUCUUAUGCAUGGAAACUGUCCAUUUUUCAGGAAAGUUAAAAAUGUUGGUACUCUUGGAGUACUUAGACCUGUUAUGCACAAUCUCAAAAAUUAGAUUAUUUAUUUACUUCACAUAUGCAAUGUAUAAUAUUCAGAUUAAUAUAUUUUACCACACACAUUUUGUAUGAUCUAUCUCGUACAAAUGUAUAAAUUUAGAAGGGAACAGGUCUGUUGAAGUUGUGUCAUGGCAGACCUUAGGCUUCUUUAUGAAAUUAUUUUAAUCUUAUACAUUAGGAUUGUCCUGAGUUUUCACACAGUGUUAUAUUUAUGACAGCUUUGGUGAAAGUCAAUAUGUAUUACUGCAAACACAAUUUCUUUUAGGGAUAAUAUUUGGUUUUGUUCAUGUGUUUUUGUCAGCUUCAUCUGAUUGUGAGUAUUUCAUCCAGUUACCAUGUCUCCAUCCUCAGUUCACAGUGGCUUGGUGGUGAUGCCUCUUAAGCUUCUGAAUAAUGGUUCAUGUUUUCCGUCUCUACUUACUGUUAUUCACUCUGUGUGUAUCAGUCGUCAGGUUUUUCUGUGUUUUCUGUGAUUGUCAUCGAUCAUCUUUCCUAAGGGCAGUAUAAGCUAUUGUUGCAAGUCGUUCGUGUUUUCAGCCAAACUUUUACGAUGGACUAAGCUAAUCAUUCUUGUAACUAUUCCUGACUACACGAAGACACUUGGGAUCAGUAUGUGAUCUAAACUUGGAAUUAUAUGUAAUACCUACCUUAAAAUAACUUGUGAAAAAAGUGUUUGUCAACAUAAACUCUCUGCUAUGACGAAAACAAUUGAUAUUGAUUUUUUUUCUGUAACCUCUGUCAAGAGUAAUUAUCUGUAUCUGUGGAAACAAUAUAAGAGGAAUAAAGUGAGAUUAUCAUCAGUAUCAACACUGAAGUCUGAAGAACAAAUAUGAAGUUAUGCGGCAUGAGAUAGUUGAGUCGAUAUGCAUACUGAAACCCCAAAGAAUCAAGUUAUUCCCCUGUUGGAUACAGUAUGAUAAACCAAUUAUUGGGGUCGCAGUAAGGUCUUAUAUAGCUUAUGCUUGGUUUAUGAGGCUGACCUACCACAACACUGAAAUUAGAAAGAAGAAAAAAAAUGACUUUCACAAAAUAUAAAUUUGUCCAACUGUUUUUUACAAUUAGGUGAAAUGAAAAUGCAUAAGAGUUUUUGUAAGUAAGGCUAUAAAAAAAUAAUAGUCUUGCUUCUCAGGCACCGCGCACAUCAUCAUAAAGUCUGCCACUUGUUUCGUUUGUAUUUCCAUUUUAAUUUAUUUUUUUUUAAUCCUGAUACUUAAAAACAAUGUGAUCCCAAAAAGCAUACAGUCACAUUCCUUUACAUGCACACUGCUUUAGAGUGCAUCUGGUGUUAAGGUCAUGGCAGCAAUAGGAGUUAGUUUAUGUAGGGAGGCCCUUUCCCAGAUUGAUGGUACACAACUGUUUAUUUGGAUACAUACUACAUGUAGUUUGAACAAGC
Molecule: messenger RNA, 8414 nt
Organism: Haliotis rufescens (red abalone)
Lineage: Eukaryota; Metazoa; Mollusca; Gastropoda; Lepetellida; Haliotidae
Product: Golgi-specific brefeldin A-resistance guanine nucleotide exchange factor 1-like
Exons: 38
Coding region: 310-6072 (1920 amino acids)
Biological process (GO): regulation of ARF protein signal transduction
Molecular function (GO): guanyl-nucleotide exchange factor activity
Source: RefSeq, a predicted model, not a curated record